Messenger RNA from Syngnathoides biaculeatus (alligator pipefish), 1666 nucleotides. Its product is annotated as general transcription factor II-I repeat domain-containing protein 2B-like. NCBI's taxonomy places the organism in Eukaryota, Metazoa, Chordata, Actinopteri, Syngnathiformes, Syngnathidae. The record is from RefSeq and is a predicted model, not a curated record. The coding region runs from base 14 to 274 and encodes 86 amino acids. The transcript has 4 exons.
UGUGAAACUGUUCAUGGAAGAGAAGGACAAGGACUAUCCCGAGCUCUCAGACCUCGAGUGGAUUAUGGAUCUCGCAUUUUCAGUCGACAUGCUGUGUCACUUGGACAGACUGAACCUGACCCUGCUGGGUGUCCAGUUUCUGCUGCAGCAAAACAUCCCCACAAAAAUGAUGCUGUCACCUUCAUGGUUCACAGAUGGUAUGGUGUUUGCAGGACUAAUGGCUUCAUUCUCGCAGCCCCACACCCCUAGUGAGGAUAAGCUGUAUGGAAGAUGAAUGAAUGAAGAACUCAAGUCAAGUCAUUUUUAGCAGCACAUCUCGUGAUCUCUCACAGCACAAUGGUUGGAAAACAUUGUUGUAAUGCACACUCCCGACUUCUACACGAUUGGAGUGUCACCCUGCAGAGCACGAUUUAUGAAUUUAAACAUAUUAGAGAUAUUGUAUUUCACUCUUGGUAGAGGUAUGUGCUCCUCCAAGUGCUGGUUUUUGUUUUUGCAGAGGGGAAAUAAGUGAGUCACAAAAUACAUUGUGAUGCAUCCUGGAGCAUUUAUUUUUUCUAAAAGAAAAGGGCUGUUUUUAACUUGCACUGAAAGUAGAACAACCUUGGAUAUAAUCAAGAAAAUGAAGUGCCAAAAAAUCCAUCCAUCUUAUUCACCGCUUAUCCUCACAAGGGCCGUGGUAGUGCUGGAGCAUAUCCCAGCUAUUAUUGGGCAGGAGGCGGGGUACACCCUGAACUGGUUGCCAGCCAAUCGCAGGGGACAUGGAGACAGAAAACAGUCUCACUCACAAUCACACCUCAGGGCAAUUUAGAGUGUCCAAUUAAUGUUGCAUGUUUUUGGGAUGUGGGAGUAAACCGGAGUGCCCGGAGAAUACCUACACAGGCAGGCACAGGGGAGAACAUGAAAAAUCCACACAGGCAGGGCCGGAUCGAACCCAGGUCCUCAGAACUGUGAGGCCAACACUCUAACCAGUUGUUCCACCGUUCACAAAUAACGAUCAUUUUAAGAUAAUAUCGUAAGAAUAAGACAUGUCUUCUGUGUUUAGGGCGGUGGUUUUCAAACUGCAGGGCGCGCACACUUUUCAUUAUUAAAUUAAACCCAGCAGAUGGAGCUAAUUUUAUAAUCAAACACACAAGCCCACACCAGCCACGGAAAUGACAAAUGAAAUGAUGAAAGAUGCUAUAUUUUAGCAGAAAAAGUUUUGUUUAGUUUUUUUGGUUUUGGUACUUGAUAAACUCGCCAGUGUAAUUUUUCAAGCUAAGCCUAUGCAUAUUUUUAGAAAAAACUGUGUGCGUGUGUGUGUAGUGGGGAGGGGCAACUGAAAUUAAUUUUAUCUUCAAAGGGCGGGAUGGGGCACUGUAAAAAAGUGGUUUAGCGUAUGUCAUAUGCCUGAUUCAGGAUUACAUCCAUUCAACUUUUAGUUUUGUAAAAUAAACAAGUAAUAAAAAUAUACUCUGCAUAUGACAACUUCUUUUGCUAAAAAAAAAAAAAAUGCUUUGACUCCGGAGAUGAGCACUUGGCAAGUGCACUUUAGCAAGUGUGAUCCUUUUUACAUGCAUUAUGUAUUCUACAAAAGUUUUCAAGUGAGCCACACACACACUACACCACACACACCACAGAGUAAUGGUAGUUGUCUAUUUCUACCUACUUUGUGGUUUUGUAUACAGUA